AUGGCGUUCGUCGUCUGGAAUGAGUGGUUUACUGUCCACCAACUGCAGCAUCAUAACGUUAUCCCUGUUGAGGAUCCUAAGCCGGUUAGGUGGGAGAAACCAGGAGUGGGAUGGAUAAAGUGUAAUGUUGAUGUUGCGUUUGUAGUUAGGUCCGGUGUUACUUCUAUGUGUAUUUGCUUUCGUGAUCCCAACGGGCAUUUUGUGGCUGACUUGACUCAAUGGCAGCAGCCUGUUUGUUCCAUAGUGGAAGACGAAGCAUUAGCACUCUUACAUGCUAUGAAAGAAGCUAUUCAUCAUGGAUUUGAGCGAGUUCAAUUUGAAAGUGACUCAAAGCUGAACAUUGUGGUUUUGAUGAUUGACAAAAGAAGUGUAAGAAUGACAAGGAUGCAAAAAGCGGAAAAGAGAAUCUAG
Trifolium pratense (red clover) is the source of this 411-nucleotide messenger RNA. RefSeq lists its product as uncharacterized. Bases 1 to 411 code for a protein of 136 amino acids. The transcript has 2 exons. The record is from RefSeq and is a predicted model, not a curated record. Gene Ontology annotation, molecular function: RNA-DNA hybrid ribonuclease activity; nucleic acid binding. NCBI's taxonomy places the organism in Eukaryota, Viridiplantae, Streptophyta, Magnoliopsida, Fabales, Fabaceae.